This is a messenger RNA of Lymnaea stagnalis (great pond snail), 963 nucleotides long. NCBI's taxonomy places the organism in Eukaryota, Metazoa, Mollusca, Gastropoda, Lymnaeidae. The record is from the annotation of a GenBank genome assembly.
UUGAUCAAGGACGAAACGAGAGAAUUAUUCGUCGUCGUCAUGUGUUGCGUCAUCAACGCGUCUGUCGCCUUUCUCGGAAUCGUCGGCAACGUCAUCAACGUGGCAGUGUUUCUAAAACUUGGAUUCAGGGAGACCACCAACAUCACCUUGCUCGGCCUGGCCAUAUCCGACCUGGGGUGCCUCCUGUCUGCCGAGUGGGUCUACUUGUGCUUCAACCCGCUUUUUAACAAUGCGGAUAUUCCGUUCGUCCCUUUCGAGAUCGAGAAUAUCACCGGCGGCUGGCCGCACAUUUGCUUCGGCCGCAUUACGGGGGUCAUCACCGCCUACGUCACCCUCGAACGCUGCCUGUGCAUCACCCUGCCGCUGACGGUGAAGGCCGUCCUGACCCCUCGCAGGACCUCGCUGGUCAUCGUCUGCAUCUUUCUUGUGAUGUUCAUCAGCGUGAGCCCCGUGUUUACCGUCAACCUCCUCGAGUGGAAAUUCUACCCGUCAUCCAACCGCACACGAGUGGGUAUCGUCUACACCAAUAAUCGAUCGCAGGUGGAACGCAUCGUGUUCGCUAUCACCGAUUUCUACUCGUACAUCGCGUUCAUCGUGGUCUCCGUCUUCACGGUCCUCCUGGUAUCGAGACUGAAAGGCACUCGUCGCUGGAGACGAGAUUCAACUACCAACCAGACGUCGGCCGCAAGAAAAGACGGCAAGGUCAUCAAAAUGGUGCUCACCGUUUCCGUUGUGUUCAUCGCAUGCUUCUUCCCCAUUACCGUUGUCUUCAUCGGCACCAUGGUGUUCCCGCAGUUCGGAACCGGCGGCCGCUACGCCAACCUAUUCUAUGUUGUAGCUUCGUGCGCCUACUUCCUAGAGAUCAUCAACUCCAGCGUCAACUUCCUCAUCUACCUGAAAAUGAGCUCGAGAUUCAGGCACACGUACAGGAAACUGUUGCACUGCAGGAGGAAGAUUCGGGGU